AUGGGCCAGGCACAACCAAGUCGUAAUAAUAAAUCAAGAACACAGUUUCGUUCACGUAUGUACAAUGUUUCGGAUGAUGAACAAAUCGAUCAUGAGGAAUUCACUAAAAUGAUUACAGCUAUGUAUAAACUUAAUGGUGUAGCUGUUGACGAUGGUGAUAAUAAUCCGAUAACACGUGCUACUGAAAUUAUUGCUUCACUUGGUAUUGAUGAAGACAAAAAAAUUGACUAA
Messenger RNA from Rotaria sp. Silwood1, 231 nucleotides. Lineage: Eukaryota; Metazoa; Rotifera; Eurotatoria; Philodinida; Philodinidae. The record is from the annotation of a GenBank genome assembly.